AUGGUUUAUCACCAACCUCGGGCCUCUGCGGGGCCGUUCUUGGCAAUCGCAAUUGACUUUGGAACGACGUACUCGGGUGUUUCGUACGCACUCUCGACAUAUUCCGAUUCGAUAGUCCCGAUUACUGGAUAUCCAGGCAGUGAAGUCGGAUACAAUGAUCCCGUCCAGGUUCCAAGCGUCCUCGAUCUCGAGACGGGAAAAUGGGGUUACGAGGUGGCGCCGAGCAUGAAGCCCAUGAGGUGGUUCAAGAUGUUACUCCUCAGGGAAGAAGACAUGGGAAAGGAUACUAUACAGGACGCAGUAUACGUGAGAGAAGCGAGACAACAGCUCCGAGAGCGAGGAAGAUCAGCCGAGAACGUGGUUGCGAUAUUCCUAUCCAAACUCUGGGAGCAUACUUUGGCCCAGCUUGGAACGAAGAUGCUCGACGGUCUGCCAUUCAAGGUUGCCAUUACUGUGCCCGCCAUUUGGCCACCAUACGCCGAAGAGGCCAUGAGACGAGCGGCGCAAGCAGCGGGCAUUCUCGAAUACCGACAUGCUGGCGAUACGACUCUGGAGCUUAUCCAGGAACCUGAAGCUGCGGCGCUUUCAAUAUUACUUGAGCGGAGGAGUCUACCGGAGAUUGCGGCAAGCUGGAAACUCAUUUGUCGUUUGCGACGCAGGAGGUGGCACAGUUGUAUCUAUAUGAUCAACUCUACGAGUCCUUAUCAGGUCAAAGAAUGCGUAACCGGAGACGGCAAGCUGGCAGGGGCGACAUUGAUCGAUGAAGCAUUCGUGAACCAUCUCUACACCAAGACGAGCCUCAAGAUCAACGACCUCGGGCGUGACGAAUACCAAUCCUUCAUGGCGCGAUGGGAGAUGAACCCGAAGAGACUAUUCAACGGCCAACCCGAGCAGCCCGAUUUCGUGUUUGAUGCACCCAUCAAGGCAGUCAGGGCAUGGAAUCGGGUGAGGAAAAAGACCGAGUUUCGAUUAACCAGCGAGGAGAUGAGAUUCUUCUUUGACAAGUCGUAUACUGGUAUCCGAAUGUUGAUUAGCGAGCAACUCAGACGAGUAAAACAGGCGACGGGCCAAAGACCGAAUCACAUCUUCCUUGUAGGCGGAUUGGGCGACUCUCCUUAUAUUUACAAUAAGCUCAAAGCUCUAUAUGAAAACAUCACAGUACUCCGGCCCCAUUCCCGGUGGUCAGCCGUAGCGUCUGGUGGUGUUAUGCGGCUGCUACGAGACGGCAUCGUCACCCAUGCAUCGUCCAGUCAAGAAAAGGAGAGAAUUCUAAGGUCUCUCCCCGAGGUCACCUCUCGCAAGUCACGAUAUAGCUAUGGCAUCGCAGUAAGAUGCAGCGUCGAAUUCCUCGACGAUUUUGACAAGGAUAAGGACGAAGUCGAGAUUGAUGCAGAGGGGAGGAACGUCACGUAUCGGAUGAAGUGGUAUCUAGUCAAGGGUGAGGAAGUACUACGCCAUUCACCAGUCAAGGUCCCCUACACAAAAUACGUCCAAGACGAGCUCCCACCCAAAUGCAUCUUUUCCAUCAGAUACAGCCGCGCGUCCGAACCGCCCACAAGACGCGAAGGCACAAAGAUCCUCUGCCAGAUCGAGUGCGACUGGGAUAAACCCAUCGAUCAAUGGAAGCGAGUAGGAAAUCCCUCUGAAGGGUGGAGGAAGUACGACGACCUUGCACUAGCCAUGACAUUUGAGGGGGGUCAGCCAAAGUGGCAUCUGCGGGUGGGGACCAAUACAGAGGUGCAGAAUGUUCAGAUUAAGUACAUGGACUGA
This is a messenger RNA of Fusarium vanettenii 77-13-4, 1770 nucleotides long. RefSeq lists its product as uncharacterized. NCBI's taxonomy places the organism in Eukaryota, Fungi, Ascomycota, Sordariomycetes, Hypocreales, Nectriaceae. The transcript is spliced from 9 exons. The record is from RefSeq and is a predicted model, not a curated record. Bases 1 to 1770 code for a protein of 589 amino acids.